Messenger RNA from Brachypodium distachyon (stiff brome), 1846 nucleotides. Its product is annotated as UDP-glycosyltransferase 88A1. The transcript has a single exon. Lineage: Eukaryota; Viridiplantae; Streptophyta; Magnoliopsida; Poales; Poaceae. Gene Ontology annotation, molecular function: UDP-glycosyltransferase activity. The coding region runs from base 202 to 1656 and encodes 484 amino acids. The record is from RefSeq and is a predicted model, not a curated record.
GUAUAUACUAUCCCCGAAUCUUUGACUCGGUUCCAAACUGCUUCUCCCCCAAGGCAGGACGCAGCUAUAAGAGUAAAGCGGCGCACGGCGAACCAUUCUCACUCUCAGCAGACAGCAGAUUCCCGAAACAUCUGUACUCCCACUUUCCACAGAGUAGUUGUUAAGAAUUUUGAUAGUCCAUCCACUUUCCACAGAGUGAAGAUGAAGCAGACCGUCGUCCUGUUCGCCGGCGCCGGCGUCGGCCACGUAACCCCCAUGACGGAGCUCGCCUACGUCUUCCUCAAGCACGGCUACGACGUCACCAUGGUGCUCCUCGAGCCGCCCUUUAAGUCGACCGACUCGGGCGCCAGCUUCAUCGAGCGCAUUGCCGCCUCCAACCCGUCCAUCUCCUUCCAUGUCCUCCCGCCCCUCCCCGCACCAGACUUCGCCGCCUCCGGCAAGCACCCUUUCUUACUCAUGCUCCAGCUCGCGCGCGACUACAACGCGCCGCUCGAAGCCUUCCUCCGGUCCAUCCCCAGGGAACGCUUGCACUCCCUUGUCCUCGACAUGUUCUGUGUCCACGCCAUGGACGUCGGCACGGCGGUCGGCGUCCCGGUCUACACGUUCUUCGCCUCGGGCGCCUCGUGCCUGUCCGUCCUAACCCAGUUCCCGGCGUUGGUUGCCGGCAGGCAAUCGGGCCUUAAGGAUCUCGGGGACACGCCCCUCGAUUUCCUUGGCGUCCCGCCGAUGCCGGCGUCUCAUCUCAUCAGGGAGCUGCUCGAGCACCCGGAGGACGAGAUGUGCAAGGCCAUGACCAACAUCUGGAAGCGCAACACGGAGACCAUGGGCGUUCUGGUGAACACGUUCGAGGCGUUGGAGAGCCGGGCGGUGCAGUCGCUCAGGGACCCGCUUUGCGUCCCCGGCCGGAUCCUGCCUCCGGUCUACUGCGUCGGGCCGUUGGUCAGCAAGGGCACCGCGAAGGAUGACAGCAAAGCAGAGAGGAACGAGUGCCUGGCGUGGCUCGACGCGCAGCCGGACCGCAGCGUGGUGUUCCUCUGCUUCGGAAGCAAGGGCACGCUCUCCGCGGACCAGCUCAAGGAGAUGGCCGUUGGCUUGGAGAGGUCCGGGCAACGGUUCCUGUGGUCCGUGCGCACGCCGGCCGGAACCAAAGAUCCAAAGAAAUACUUUGAGGUGCGCCCCGAGGCCGACCUCGAUGCGCUCCUUCCGGAGGGGUUCCUGGAGAGGACCAAGGACAGGGGCCUCGUGGUCAAGUCAUGGGCACCUCAGGUGGACGUGCUCCAGCACCCGGCCACCGGCGCCUUCGUGACGCACUGCGGGUGGAACUCGACGCUGGAGGCCGUCGUGGCGGGGGUCCCGAUGUUGUGCUGGCCGCUGGAAGCAGAGCAGAAGAUGAACAAGGUGUUCAUGACAGAGGACAUGGGCGUCGCGGUGGAGCUGGAGGGAUACAGGACGGGGUUUAUCAAGGCGGGCGAGUUGGAGGCCAAGCUGAGGCUGGUGAUCGAGGCCGAGGAGGGAAGGCAGCUCAGGGCGCGAGUUGCAGCUCGCAGGGAAGAGGCGCAGGCGGCUCUGGAGGAAGGAGGCUCGUCGCGGGCGGCGUUCGUCCAGUUCUUGUUGGACGUGGAAAAUCUGGCACACGGAAAGGAGCUAGGCAACUGAUUGAUGAGUUAUUGCCCUGCACCGCCUUCUAAAUGCCUGGCUAAUAUCUUUUAAUGAAAUAAAUCGGCCCUUACACAAUUUUAUCUUGUUUUCUUGCUUGCAAUACAGGACUUCGAUGCGUUUGUUUGAUGCUAUUUCUUCAUGAUUUGUAAAAAGUUCAGAAAGUACUAAGGAAAAUUUCACAAAUGGA